AUGUCUAAUAGUCAACAGGUCACCGAUACUAUCCUCAUGGUCGGCAUGUCCAUUAUUUCACAAACGAGCAGUAACCUCAUCGAUCCCAGCGAAAAUGUCGUCCUCGACGCAGCAGAGAUUGCGACACGAGAAUAUGGUUCCAAAUGGGUCUUGGUGGUUGAGCAGAUGCAGAUUCUGACCAUUUGGUUGAUGAAGUACUGCUUGUUGCUCAUGUACAACCGUCUAACAAUGAGUUUGAGUCAAAACUUGGCUGUUAAGUUUGUCGGCGCAUAUGUCACCGCCGGCUUCGUCGUUAUGGAGAUUCUGUACCUGGGAGUCUGGUGUCGCCCAUUCACCCAAUAUUGGGCUGUCCCCCCAGAGAACACUCAAUGUUCUGCUGCUACCAACCAUCUCAUCACCAACGCCGUCAUCAACAUCACCUCCGACGUAAUGAUCAUCCUAAUUCCCAUGCCCAUCUUCCUCAAAUCCCAGCUCCCCCUAAAACGCAAAGCCGUUCUCAUUGGCGUCUUCGCCCUCGGCGCCUUCACCAUUCUCUCCGCCAUCCUCAACAAAUUCUACUCUUUCAACGAACCUUUCGGCUCAAACUGGACAUUCUGGUACAUCCGCGAAUCCUCAACCGCCAUCAUCACCGCCAACCUUCCCUACAUUUGGACUUUACUCCGACGCAUUUUCAAGCUCGGCUCUUUCAGCGGCUCAACCUAUGGAAAGAGCACCAACAACCCUUCCAAAGCUUACCGCACUAAUUUCACAAAUCAUCGCUCCGUCGUGCGCUCGCAGAUUCGCGCCGAUCAUGCGCUGCAUCAGGUCGACAGCGAAGAGGAGAUUAACAACACUUAUGCUUUACCGCUCAAGAUCUACGCCAAGCGCGAAAUUCAGAUCACCAGCGAAGAUGCCGGACCUGAAGAUCGAAGGGGUCCUAUAGGAUGUAUUCCUGACGAAUUGAUGAGCAAUAGCAAGGAUAGCGUGCGGACAGAAGAUAUGGAGACAGCUUCGGAAAGAUCUGCAGCUGGAGUUGUCAAAAAGCUUUUACAACUGGAUCCACGAUGUUCGGGGAUCAAAGAUACCAUAGUGCAACGAGCACAGGGUGUAUUCCUCUGGGUUUACCUCGUGGUCAACUCCCUCAAGAGAGGGCUACUGAAGGACGAUAAUUACUCAGAUCUGCAGAACAGACUCAACGAACUUCCGGAUGAUUUGCAGAAGUACUUUGAGCACAUGCUAGAGUCCAUCGAGGCUAUCUAUUGGGACAGUACCACGAGAAUAUUUCGGACUGUCAUCGCCGCAGAACAAACUUUACCCCUACUUGCUUUCGAGUUUCUUGACCGCGAGAUGGACGAUCCUGACUACGCUUUGACGAUGAAAGCCGCGCCAUUAUCAAAGGUUGAAGUCGAGGCUAUAGGCAAGCGAUCAAGCACGAGGCUACACGCCCGCUGCGGCGAUUUACUCUAUGCCACGGUAAACCCAACAGAGACUAGGCUGUUCAAGAGUCAAGUCGACUUCCUCCAUCGAACGGUGAGAGAUUUCUUCCUCGACACAGGUGUCAUUGACACCAUGAUCCGCAAGCGACCUACUGAAGAAUUUGAUCCUCACCCGUCUCUCUGCAGAAUCAUGCUCAGUUUGACCAAGUCAUUAGACCUUAACAAACCUAGUUAUAACCACCCGUUCGUCCUAUCCGAUGGUCUGAUGCACUAUCGCGCAACACCGAGCAGGCUCUUACAAGACAAGAAGAGGAGGAAGAUAGAAGGAGCCUUGAACAUGUUUUCGACAUUUUGGAUGAACUGA
This is a messenger RNA of Fusarium coffeatum, 1779 nucleotides long. RefSeq lists its product as uncharacterized. The transcript has 4 exons. The record is from RefSeq and is a predicted model, not a curated record. The coding region runs from base 1 to 1779 and encodes 592 amino acids. NCBI's taxonomy places the organism in Eukaryota, Fungi, Ascomycota, Sordariomycetes, Hypocreales, Nectriaceae.